AAGUGUUUUCACGUCAAGUCGCUGACUUAGAAUUUUUUACAGAAGUCCAAACAUGUCUGCCUCCAUGGUGCGAGCGACCGUCAGGGCGGUCAGCAAAAGAAAGAUUUUAGCCACAAGAGCAGCAUUAACACUGACUCCGUCUGCUGUGAACAGGAUCAGACUGUUGCUGCAGGAUAAGCCAGAGUUUAUCGGUAUGAAGGUGGGGGUGAGGACGCGAGGCUGUAACGGCCUGACCUACACCCUGGACUACACCAAGGCGAAGGACAAGGCUGACGAGGAGGUCUUGCAGGACGGCGUGAGGGUGUUCAUCGAGAAGAAAGCCCAGCUGACUCUGCUGGGGACAGAAAUGGACUAUGUAGAAACUAAACUCUCAAAUGAGUUUGUCUUCAACAACCCCAACAUCAAGGGAACGUGUGGCUGUGGAGAGAGUUUCAACAUCUGAACAUCACAGGGCCUCCUGACACACAUACAGGGCACCCCACACACACACACACUAUUUUAUUCCCUUUACAUGUGCACACGCACAUGCACACACUAUUUUAGUCCCCUUACCUAGACACACACACACUAUUUUAGUCCUUUCAUCAGGAGGCCCACGAAUUAAAAUAAAACGCGAGAGUGAAGAAGUCUGGUAAUACGGAAUUCUUUGGGACGUUGCCAUGCCGAUGCUGCUACGACGACGACUGCUGCCCUCCGACAAGUCACACGCACGCCCUCCCGACACGCCUGGAUGACCGGGGGGGGACUGUCACACUCCACAAGCCCCUCCCUCUCUCCCUACACAGCUAGCACGCAAAAACCCUGCAAAGAAGCUCACUUCCUCUUCCUGCAUGUCACUUCCUGCGGUCAGUGGUAGAAGUCCGUUAACAGACACUCGCUACACUUAGAUGCUCUCGGUCUCAGGCUUACCCUCUGUGGGCCUUUGGGGGGGGGGGGGGGAAGGGGGAGGGAAGGGGGAGGGGGAGUGGGCGACAACAACAACCAGGAUGACCUCUGUAGUGCUGUCACAGGAAGUAUAAACAGUAGUUGUCUCCGAAUGUAGUUUGUGUCCGAAGUCCUUUCACUUGAGGCUCUUAACAGAUUACAAGUUUGAUCAUGUAACUAAAUCAUGGUGUUCAGCCGUGAACCCUUCAAGUCCUCCUUUUCCAUGCUACUUAGCCCAACAGCUUGGGCAACAAUCUUGGUGGAGAAUUCCUCCACGCUGGUCUAAAAGGCCGCUCAGUAGCCUACAACCUGCCCAGAGUCAGUUACCAUCCAUCCAGUGACAGGACUGCCCUCCACUUCCUGAAUCAGCAGAGGAAGUGAUGCAAAUACAAAGAAAACUGAUAUUUACAGUUUUGCCGUUUGGUUGUUUGAAAUGGAGUAUAUUAUAUAUGUAAGUAUAUUUAUAUAAUGAAUGUCCCAACUCCCUUAAACCGCAUUUAACGCACAAAAAAAAUGUAUUUCUCAACUACUUUUCAGUCAGCCAUUUUUGUUUUUGUUCUGGAUUCUUCUUGCAGCAUUUUGCGUUAGAAAUGAAUCUGACAGGUGAAAGUGCACCCUGUAAAAUAUUUACAUCCAUAAUUAUGUCGGAAUUUAACAUUUCAAAUCCAAGGUUUUCGGAGUACAGAGCCAAAACAAACUAAUCCCUUACAGGAAUGAUGACGCUGUAUAUGAGGUUUGUGUUUUUAUUUUAUUUUGCUCAAACCAGAACAAGUGUAUGUAUAAACUGUGUGCUGUUAAUACUUCAGAUUUCUAACCAGUGUAAUGUAUUUGUACAGUUGGUGUGGAACAUAUAGAAUAAAUGGAUUUUAAAAAGAAA
Messenger RNA from Osmerus eperlanus (European smelt), 1801 nucleotides. RefSeq names its product iron-sulfur cluster assembly 1 (gene isca1). Lineage: Eukaryota; Metazoa; Chordata; Actinopteri; Osmeriformes; Osmeridae. Bases 53 to 442 code for a protein of 129 amino acids. The record is from RefSeq and is a predicted model, not a curated record. Gene Ontology annotation, biological process: iron-sulfur cluster assembly. The transcript has 5 exons. Gene Ontology annotation, cellular component: mitochondrion; cytoplasm. Gene Ontology annotation, molecular function: 2 iron, 2 sulfur cluster binding.